Molecule: messenger RNA, 1344 nt
Organism: Neofelis nebulosa (Clouded leopard)
Lineage: Eukaryota; Metazoa; Chordata; Mammalia; Carnivora; Felidae
Gene: LAMTOR3
Product: late endosomal/lysosomal adaptor, MAPK and MTOR activator 3
Exons: 7
Coding region: 177-551 (124 amino acids)
Biological process (GO): positive regulation of TOR signaling; cellular response to amino acid stimulus
Cellular component (GO): Ragulator complex
Source: RefSeq, a predicted model, not a curated record
CGGGCCUCGGAGGCGUAGGAAGUGCUUCCUGGAGCACGGAAGAGGUCACAAAUCAUGUGACGACGGCUUUUGGAGGAGACUGUUUUUGAAGCUGUCCCUGAAUUUGCAGCUGAGAGAACACGGCAACCCAGCAAACCAGGAGUGGAGAUUGAUCCUGCGGGAGAAAGGGGUUCAUCAUGGCGGAUGACCUGAAGCGAUUCCUGUAUAAAAAAUUACCAAGUGUUGAAGGGCUCCAUGCUAUCGUUGUGUCAGAUAGAGAUGGAGUGCCUGUUAUUAAAGUGGCCAAUGAUAAUGCUCCAGAACAUGCUUUGAGACCUGGUUUCUUAUCUACUUUUGCCCUGGCAACAGAUCAAGGGAGCAAACUUGGACUUUCAAAAAAUAAAAGUAUCAUCUGUUACUAUAACACCUACCAGGUGGUUCAAUUCAAUCGUUUACCUUUGGUGGUGAGUUUCAUAGCCAGCAGCAAUGCCAAUACAGGACUCAUUGUCAGCCUAGAAAAGGAACUUGCUCCAUUAUUCGAAGAAUUGAGACAAGUUGUGGAAGUUUCUUAAUCUGGCAGUGGUUUUGAUGUACACCUGAUUUUCAUUAUAACAGACACAGUAUCAAUCCAGCAAUCUUUAGACACAACAAUACUUAUAUCCAUAUACUCAAGAAAGGGCCCCUUUCCCACCUUCUGCCACUAAAGAAAGAGCCUAGAGAUACAAUUUAUGGACAGAUUGAUUGUUAUCUUUUCUUGUGUAGGGUCUUAAUUUAGUGAGAUCUGGGGAUAGCACAGAAAUGGUUCAAUACAUCACAGCUCCCAUGGAGUUAGUCCAGUCACCAGAUAUGCAUGAGAUUCUAUUCAUUGGGUCAGAAUCAAAAUGGUACUUUGAUCCACUGGAGCCAUUAAGUGCUCCCUAUUGUAUAAUAUGCCCAGGCCUGCAGAAUGAAGCAGACCCUUUUUAUUGUGAAUAAUAAUGAGGACAUAUUUUUCUUUAUAUUGUUUUAUUUCUUUGCAUUGAGUGUGAGGAAGAUAAAAUGGCUUAGUAAAAGUAAUAAAAUCCGUACAAUCACUAACUUUUCUAUGUAUAUAUUAUUUUGCAAUAUAGAUGAAUAUUACUAACUGAUUUGAUUCUUCUCAGAGGGUGCUGCUCUUUAAUGAAAAUGAAAAUGAUAGCUAAUGUUUUUUUUUUUCUCCACUCUGCUUUCUAUAACCAAUCAGUGUUUUAAUGUUUGUGUGUUCUUUAUAAAAUUUAAAAGUGAUUCAUUAUUGAAUUGUUUCCAGUAUUGGUGUGUAUGUAAACAUGGUAGUGCAGCCACUUUUUUUCAUACAUGAGUAUAAAUAAAAUAGUAUUUUUUAAAGUA